Messenger RNA from Lasiosphaeria miniovina, 1631 nucleotides. RefSeq lists its product as uncharacterized. The transcript has 5 exons. The coding region runs from base 385 to 1362 and encodes 325 amino acids. The record is from RefSeq and is a predicted model, not a curated record. NCBI's taxonomy places the organism in Eukaryota, Fungi, Ascomycota, Sordariomycetes, Sordariales, Lasiosphaeriaceae.
CCACCCCUGCAAGUGAUCCCAACAAAGCCCCGUUCUAGUUGGUUCCUGCCCGUCGGCUCCCGCUAAGGUGUUCGGUAGGCAAGCCUAUUGGCUUCUGGGUUGUCGCCACAUUCUGAGCUCGUUCGAUGGAAUCCCAGCUCUUUGGCCGUUCUUAUUCGUGUGCAUUAUGGACAAACAUUGCUAGAACUCCAUUGUCGCAUAGGUAAUGCUUCAAUCACCACUGGGACAGUUGACUUAUGGUCUCGUGACCAGAGGCAAGGACGGCGGCAACACGCACAGACCAUUCUGACUGCCCUGCACCAAAAUUGAAUAAGGCCCAAGAAAUCUUCAACCUGCAUCAACCACAGCCGUGGCCGACAACGAUACGCUGCAAGCAACAACACUAUGGAUUGGGACGAUCCUCUGCGCCAUCUGGCGCCGAUUUCCGAACACCCAGCCAAGAAGUCUAUUGUGCUGUCCUCGGAGCUAUCCACCAUCUCGGACCAGGAGCUUGCCAGUCUUAAGGUAAACGUCAAGCUCGAUCGGUUCGGCCUCGCCAGCGCCAGACACAACCGCGCUGCGUGCAUACUCGGAUCCUUCUUCCAGUAUCUGGAGGACCACGGGCGCAAGGUCCUUGCGGCAGAGAUUCUGGCCUGGAUUGAUAUCGAGGACAAUUUGUUUGAGCUCGCCAACCACCUCGUGGCUGCAAUCCUGCUGCCCUUUAAGGCAUCUGGUGGUAAGGCGCCGCCACCUAUCAGUCGCCCAUCCAUCUUCGCUAAUGAAGAUGAUGAGAUUGAACAAACUGUGAGAGAGGGAUACCAGUGCAUCUAUACAGGCUGUUUCAAGCAUUACUCUGGAAUGAACAAGGAGGUCACCUUACCUAAAAAGGCCAAGUGUGGUGAUACAAAAUGUGCCCACAUCAUUCCAUUUGCCCUUGAGAAUUUCAACGAAAAAGAUUCUCUAGAGACCGAAAAUAAGGCUCUUAUCUGGUGGACACUCUAUCGAUACUUCCCGGCUCUACAAGGCAAAAUCGAUGCAGCUAGCAUCAGCCAGCUUGGAAACGUCAUUACCAUGUUCGACGGAGUCCAUACUCCAUUCGGGAAAUUACGGCUUUCAUUCUGGCCUCAAGAGACCGUCCCGCACUCGUAUGAGGUAACCUUGAUGGUACCGCUAUUUAUUAUCGAGCCGAAAUCAGGCUCUUCUAUAAUCCAGCUGGAACAGCACGAUGCUAGCAUUCCGAUGCCAGAUCCCGACUACUUCAAAGCUCUUCAUGGAAUGAAGCAAAGUCUCAAACUCCCGCUACAAGUAGAUGGUGGAGGGAACGGGAAAUUAUCAAGCUCUGUCGCAUGGGAAAGGGAAGGCCAAAUCGUCGGGAAAAGAUGAUGGAGGAGGUGGCCAUAGAUGCAAGCAGUGCCCAGUCCAGCCGACAUGGCGGAAGAACUGUCAUUGCGAUGCAUUUUAUUUUGGCACGUGUUUUUGCACCGUAAUCCCACGUGAGCCAGCCUGAGCAAAUCCUGCGCAGGGACUGGGGGAGGCCGAUUCAUUUGUCAAUUCGGGCCAAUUCCAUCCAAGGUCAGUCCAGUCCUCAGUAGGGGUGUUUUUCCUCCUCGGGUUUGGCUGGUGCCCAGGUGAGGUGGGCUGAACACUGGGUG